Messenger RNA from Micromonas commoda, 3717 nucleotides. RefSeq lists its product with no specific name. The annotation marks the transcript as partial. Gene Ontology annotation, biological process: regulation of translation; cellular response to amino acid starvation. The transcript has a single exon. Lineage: Eukaryota; Viridiplantae; Chlorophyta; Mamiellophyceae; Mamiellales; Mamiellaceae. Gene Ontology annotation, cellular component: cytosol. The record is from RefSeq and is a predicted model, not a curated record. Gene Ontology annotation, molecular function: protein binding; protein kinase regulator activity.
AUGAUCGAGCUGCACGGCGCCGAACAGGUGCAGCAGCUGCUCCCGGUGUACGAAAAAUAUUUUGAUAAGCAGGCGGCGGGGGGCGGGGGCGGCGCCGAGGACGAGGAAAAGAGAGAUAACGUCCGUCAGGGCGUCGUGGUCUUCCUCGGGGCACUGGCGUGCCACCUGGACGCCGCGGAUCCCAAGAUCCGGCAGAUCCUCGCCAGGCUUGUCUCCGUGCUGUCCACGCCCUCCGAGGCUGUGCAGCGGUCCGUGUCCGACUGCCUCCCGCCGCUGAUGAAGGCGCUGACGGAUGACGAACGCAGGGCGCUGGUGGAGAGCCUCCUGGCGCAGGUCACCGACGGAGAGGGAUACGCGGAUAGGCGCGGCGCCGCGUUCGGUCUCGCCGGCGCGGUCAAGGGGUGCGGCAUAUCGUCGCUCAAGGCGUACGGCAUCAUGGACGCCGUCAAGGCUGCCGUGGAGGAUAAGAAAAAUCCCGAUGCCAGGGAGGGUGCGCUGAUGGCGUUCGAGCUUCUCAACCUUCGACUCGGCCGCCUGUUCGAACCUUACGUCAUCCACGUCCUCCCCAUGCUCCUCGUGUGCUUCGGCGAUCAGUCGGAGCACGUGAGAGAGGCUACGAUCAGCGCCGCGCGCGCCGUUAUGGGCCAGCUCUCGGCGCAAGGCGUCAAGCUCGUGCUGCCCGCGCUGAUGAAGGGUCUCGAGGACAACGCGUGGCGGACCAAGCAGGGUUCCGUGCAACUAAUGGGCGCGAUGGCGGCGUGUGCGCCGAAGCAGCUUGGAGCGUGUCUGCCCCAGAUCGUACCCAGGCUCAGCGAGACGCUCAUCGACACCCACCCGAAGGUUGUGGAAGCUGCGCAGCACGCGCUGAAGGCCAUCGGCGACGUCAUCAAAAACCCUGAGAUUGAGGCACUCUCUGAUUACCUCCUCGGCGCCAUCGCGAAGCCCGCGGAGCUCACGCAACCGUGCCUCGAUGUGCUCCUGGAGAUGACGUUCGUCAACGUGGUCGAUGCGCCGUCGCUCGCGCUCAUCGUCCCCGUCCUUUCCAGGGGUUUGCGGGAUCGCCGCGCGGACCUAAAGAAGAAGGCUGCCAAAAUCGCGGGUAACAUGUGCGCACUUGUUGCAGACCCGAAGGACAUGAGCCCCUACGUCCCCUUGCUCCUGCCGGACAUACGAAAGUCUCUCAUCGAUCCCAUACCCGAGGUGAGGGCCACCGCGGCGUCCGCGCUGGCGUCCCUGAUCCGGGGCAUGGGCGGCGUUGACGAGCACUUUGCGGAUCUCAUCCCCUGGCUCACGCAGACGCUGCAGAGCGACGGGCCGAUGACGGAGCGAAGCGGCGCGGCUCAGGGACUGGCGGAGUGCCUCGCCGUGCUCGGUCAAGAGCACUUCGAGGCGAUGCUCCCGGAGAUCCUCGCCGGGUGCCACCACGUCGCGCCGCACGUGCGAGAGGGGCACCUCACCUUGCUUCGGUUCCUGCCCCUCGCGCUCGGCCACCUGUUCGAGCCCCACCUGCAGGAGGCGCUCGCCGAGGUGCUCACUGGCCUCGCGGACCAGGUGGAAGCUGUGCGCGACGCGGCGCUCAGCGCGGGCCGCGUGUUCGUGGAGGAGUUUUCGCACAGCGGACCGUCUCUGGACCUCCUCCUGCCGUCCAUCGAGGACGGCAUCAGCUCUGAGAACUGGCGCAUCAGGCAGAGCGCCACCGAGCUCAUGGGCUCGAUGAUGUUCCGCAUCGCGGGAACCAGCGGGAAGGUCCUCAACCUCGAGGGCGGGUCCGACGACGAGGGCAUCAGCACCGAGGCGCAGGGUAGGGCGCUGACGAACACCCUCGGCGAGCAGAGGCACCACGACCUCCUCGCCGCGGUGUACUCGCUUCGAAGCGAUCCAACCCUCGCGGUGCGCAACGCGGCUGUGCACAUCUGGAAGACGGUCGUCGCAAACACCCCGAGGACCUUACGUCUGGUCCUCCCGCAUCUCAUGCGAAGGCUCAUCGCGGGACUCAGCGCGGCGGACGACGACAGGCGGCAGACCGCGAGCAGGUGCCUGGGCGAGCUGGUUCGCAAGCUCGGCGAACGCGUGCUGGGCGAGGUGUUUCCAAUUUUCAGCGACGGGCUGGCAAACUCCGAGGCGGCGACCCGCGAGGGCGUGUGCCUCGGCCUCGCGGAGGUGCUCGCCGCCGCGAGGAAGGAGGACCUCGAGCAGUACAUCGGCGACGUCGUCCCGGUGAUCCGCGACGCCCUGUGCGACGAGGAGGAGGGCGUGAGAAACGCAGCCGGCGCCGCGUUUGACGCCGUGUUUCGACACGGGGGCGCCGACGUCGCCGCGGAUAUCGUCCCCGCGCUUCUAUCCAAGCUGGAAACCGACGACGUCGCCCUCGAGGGCCUCAAGCAGGUGCUCAGGGCGCAGCCGAAGAUCUUGGCGUCCGUGCUCCCCAAGCUGGCGGCGCCACCGAUCGACGCCGCGCGCGCGGCGACGCUGGGGUCGCUCGCGGAGGUUGCCGGCCCGGCGCUGCCGCCCCACCUCGAGGCGCUCUUCCCCCCGCUCCUCGCCGCGAUGGGCAGCGACGACCCGGACGAAUCGGAGGCGGCGACGGGCGCAGCCUCUGCGGUCCUUCGCGCCGUCCCCGACGAGGCGCACUACCUCCUCCUCCCCGAAGUUCUCGGGGGUUUGGAGGAUGAGUCCCCGGGGGUCAGGUGCGCCGCCGCGAAGCUGUGCGGCGUAUUCGCCGUCGAGGCGCCCUGCUUCGACGAGGAGGACGACGUUCCGCAGCUCGUCAAGGGCCUGUUCGAGCUGUUCAUCGACGACGAUGAGUCCGUGGUGUCCGCGGCGUGGACGGCGCUCGGCGUCGUCAUGGGCGUCGUGGCCAAGGAGGACCAGGCGCACUAUCUGCGAGACGUCCGGGGCGCCGUGGAGACGGCUCGGGAGAAGGUGCGACGCAAAAACCGCGGCGCCAGCGUCAAGGACCUGCUCAUCCCGGCGCUCUGCCUGCCCAAAGGUCUCGCGCCGAUCGUGCAGGUGUACCUGCAGGGCGUUCUCGUGGGGAAAAACUCGGAGGUGAGGGAGUCCGCCGCGGAGGGUUUGAGAGAGGCGGUGAUGUCCACGACGACGUCGGCGCUCAAACCCCACGUGAUCCCGAUUACCGGUCCGCUCAUCCGCAUACUCGGGGACAAGUACCCCGGCGCCGUCAAGUCCGCGAUCCUGGGCGCGCUCGCGGUGAUGAUCGACAAGGGCGGCGUCGCGCUCAAGCCCUUCGUGCCGCAGCUCCAGACCACGUUCGUCAAGUGCCUCAGCGACGCGAACAGGCCGGUGCGACAGCGCGCCGCCGCCGCGCUCGGCCGUCUCAUGACCCUCCAACCCCGCGUCGACCCCCUCGUCGGCGACCUCGUCACCGCCCUCGCCGCGGCGUCCGACGCGGGCGUGCGCGAGGCGAUGCUGCGAGCCAUCGCCGGCGUCUUCGCGCACGCGGGCAAGGGGGUGCAAACGCCCACCGCGGAGCGCGCCAGAGACGCAAUCUUCGCCGUCGGCACGAACUCGGCGGUCGGCGACGGCGAGAUUAACGCCGCGGCGCUCGCGCUCGCCCACGUCGCCGCGUGGCUCCCCGACGACACGCGCGCGUCCCUCAUCGACCGCCUCGCGCACGAACUCUCCCCGGACGGCGACGUAAAUGACCGCGGGAGGGAAGCGAGGGCGACGGCGUUGGCGGCGCUGGCGAGGACGCGACCC